AUGAGCUGCCCCAUUGCGCCGAGCUUGCUUCAGUUGUCGGCACAAAGCAGCAGCACGCAGGCGCAUGGUUCUAAUGGCUACGAGGCGCCGGCUCCGCUGCUGCAGUUUCUUCUGAGCCCGGUGGCAGGCACCUCCUUCGGCUCGGAGCCGGCGGCCCUGGCGCUGAGCUUCUGCCUGGUGCUGGCGGGGGGCACGCUGCAUGGCGUGGCCAUGGCUUUGCGGAAGCUUUUUGGCGAAGGACACAACGAGUACUGGCGGCAGCCCCGCUGGUGGCUGGGCGUCCUGUGCGACGGUGUGGCGGGGCUGAUGAUUUGGCCAGCCAUGCCCAUCCUUGCGGCACAGGUGCUGAUGCCCUUGGCCACGGUGGUUCAGCUGGUGGUGGCUUACACCUUGGGCCUCUUCUUCUUCCAGGAGCAGGUGUCCAGCUGGAAUCACCUGGGCGUUCUGUUGGCCAUGGUGGGCGUGGUGGGCGUCAGCGUCAGCAGCCCCUGGCGCGCUGCGGAUCCGCGCAGCAUCUGUGUAGACCAAUGGCUGCAGCCGCACUUCAUGGGUGCGAAGCCCCAGAGAGGGGGCGGGGAGGGCGAAGGCCUGGCGCUCCCGGAAGUCGACGAGUACUUCGCCACGUAUGCCGAAGAUAAGUCGCUGGCAGUCUGCGUCUUCUGCCGCUUUGGCAGGCGUGCUUCCUGCCUGGCGGCCUUGGCACUGGCAUACAUCAACAAGUGUCGCGUGUGGCUGCCGGACGUGGAUGGGUUUGAUGGCGGACAAGCGCGCUACGUCGACGCUGACUGUCUGGCGACGCCAGUUGAGCGUGCCUGCAGGGCGCGCACCGCUGACCUGACUGCCUCGCGCGCAAUGCAGAAGGUGUUUGCUGACCUGCAGCGCCUGGCGCCUUCACUGGCAUACCUUUGCCACCGGCUGAACAUCGACGAUGAUGCGAUGGCGGCAGCUUGGCAAGGCUUUGGUGAGCUUGCUUGA
Molecule: messenger RNA, 975 nt
Organism: Effrenium voratum
Lineage: Eukaryota; Dinophyceae; Suessiales; Symbiodiniaceae
Source: the annotation of a GenBank genome assembly